CCUUUUGCUUGUUUUUUAGUGGGUCUGCCUCAAGAUUUUGAAUACAUACUUGUUCGGAAGAACUAGGAAGGACUUAAUAUGGAGGCUAUAAAGAAGCAAGCUACUAAAUUGAGAGAGCAAGUGGCUAAGCAACAGCAGGCUAUUUUGAGACAAUUGGGGCACUUGGGCCAUGAAUCUGUGAUGGUUGACGAAGCAGAGCUAGAGAUUCAUCAGCGGCUUCAAGACUUAUAUAUGUCUACAAGGGCUGCAAAGCAUUUCCAGAGGGAUAUUGUUCGGGGUGUAGAAGGAUAUUUAUCAACAAGUAAAAAACAAAUGGAGAUAGCUAGAAAGUUGUCCGAGAAUUGUUAUAAAUAUGGGUGUGAGAAUCAAAAUGGUCCGUCUACCUUGCCAAGGAUUGCCGUGGAAUUUGGUACUUCACAUGCUGCAAUGGAAGAUCAAAGAGAAAUUAUGCUUGGAGUUCUUGGACAACAGGUUUGUGAGCCGUUAAGAGCAUCAAUACAUGGUGCUCCUUUAGAAGAUGCUCGCCAUUUGACUCACCGUUAUGACAGAAUGCGCCAGGAGUUUGAAGCCCAGGCUGCUGAAGUGAUAAGACGCCAAUCAAAGUUUAGAGAUGCUUCUACUGAAAGUUUGGCAAAGCUUAAAAAUGCAGAAACAAGAUUGUCGGAGCUCAAAUCUUCGGUGUUGGUUCUUGGCAAAGAAGCAACUGAUGCCAUGUUAUCUGUUGAGGAGGACCAGCAGCAGAUUACUUUCCAAAAGCUUCUUACCAUGGUCGAUGCUGAAAGAUCUUAUCAUCAGAAUGUUGUUGCCAUUUUGGAGAAGUUGCAUUCUGAGAUGCUUGAAGAAGAGCAACUAAAUGGGUCAUCCCCGCAGUCUUCAAAUUCAGAAAGAGUUUUGCAUGAUACAACUGCAAAUGGAACUGAGCAUCCAAAAACUGAGGAUAAAAGUCCUACCUAUUUUAUUGCAAAGGUUAUACACUCUUUUGAUGCCCAAGCAGAUGGUGAGCUAAGUCUAGAGGCUGGCGAUUAUGUGGUAGUUCGACAGGUAACUCCAAAUGGAUGGUCUGAAGGAGAAUGCAAGGGUAAAUCCGGAUGGUUCCCCUCGGCUUAUGCUGUAAAGUCAGACAAAGUAGCAGCAAGCAAAAUGGUGGAAAAGGAUACCACGCCAUGAAACGCUACUAUCAAUCUCUUUUGUAAAUUUCCACUUGUAUAGGUAUUUAAGGAGUUUUUGGUUUUGCUAUUUUUUCUCCUGAUGUAAAUGCAUCAUAGCUUAUGAUCAAGCUUAUUAUUUGCUGAUGUCCCAAGAUCAGUGUUUUUAUACAGGAAAAUGCGUUGUUUACGCUUGUAUUUUAUAAAUGUUAUGACUAAUUUUAGAUUUUAAUUCCA
Molecule: messenger RNA, 1382 nt
Organism: Nicotiana tabacum (common tobacco)
Lineage: Eukaryota; Viridiplantae; Streptophyta; Magnoliopsida; Solanales; Solanaceae
Source: RefSeq, a predicted model, not a curated record